UGAAAUCCACAAACAUAAAAUCUGAACUAUUUUAAAAGAAUACAAUUAUUAUACAGUGUACCACAUUCUGUCUUUGUACCUAGUGUUUUAUUUUUAUAGCAAGUUAACAAGUUAAUGAGAAUAAAUAAUUAAUCAAAAUGAUGAAUUCUGAGAUUCGCAAACCUGACACGUUUUUGUAUUUUGCGUAUGAUGAUAACAUGGUAAACUUCCGUAUUAAAAUGUUCAAUCCAUCGGCAGAAUUUGUCUCUAUUGCUCGAGUUGAUAAUUACAGGUUGGAUUUUAUUAAGUAUGUCAAGUUUUGGGGUGGCCCGGUUGCAACUCUCGUGCCCACAGCAAAUGCUCACGUAUGGGGCAUCAUCUGGAGACUUCAUAACGACGAUCUUGAAUCUCUUAAUAAGCAAUAUGGUAUCGAGUCCGAUACAUAUUUCGUAAAACACCUAGAGGUCCUUACUCCAUAUAUGGGUACAUUCAAGUGUCGUACUUACCUGCAAACAAUUUAUCCCUUGCCUAGAGGUAACAGAGAUCCAAUUCCCGCUGAGCGAUGGCCGUCAUGGGGAUAUAAGAAAAUCCUAAUAUUUGGCGCUAGACAACAUGGUCUGCCACAGUAUUAUUUAAGAUUCUUGAGAAAGUUCAUAGAUAACGGUGAUAAAGGAUGCUUAAGAUCUGAUCGUUUACUAGUGCGCUAUGGAAGUAAUCAACCUUGCCUGUGUAGGGUACCUGGCCGCAUACCACGAAAACCUUUAAAGCUAGAUUUGAAAGCAAUUAGAGAAGCGAAACUGCUUCCACAGCCAGAUAAAGAAGGAAAGAAAGUCGAAUCAGAAAUUAAAAUUUGAAUGACC
Molecule: messenger RNA, 839 nt
Organism: Spodoptera exigua (beet armyworm)
Lineage: Eukaryota; Metazoa; Arthropoda; Insecta; Lepidoptera; Noctuidae
Source: the annotation of a GenBank genome assembly